Messenger RNA from Puntigrus tetrazona (Sumatra barb), 1991 nucleotides. It is a transcript of the gene lrrc18a, whose product is annotated as leucine rich repeat containing 18a. The record is from RefSeq and is a predicted model, not a curated record. Gene Ontology annotation, molecular function: protein binding. Bases 295 to 1134 code for a protein of 279 amino acids. The transcript has 2 exons. Lineage: Eukaryota; Metazoa; Chordata; Actinopteri; Cypriniformes; Cyprinidae.
AAAAAAUGCAAAGUUCAAUCCUAGCUAAUAGGCGAAACUCUUAACGUGCCGGACUUCAAAGAACAUUCUGGAAAUGUAAUCUGAGGGAGUGUACAAACACAAGCGCUGCAACACUUCUUUCUCCCCUUUCUUUAGUGUGAGCUCCGGUCACAGGACAAUAAAACUCCUGGCACCCUGUGCAAGCGUUGCUUGGUAACUAAAGUUAAACAGGACAAAGCUUCUUUUGGAGUACAGUCUGAAGAUCCUCCUCUGAUUCUCAAGCAAUUACUUGUGGACCUCAUUUAAAAACUCUCCAUGGCUAAAGGAAAGAGAGCAGGUGGAGCCAAAGGUACGAAGAUCACAUUGAAAAUGGCUAAAAAUGCUCUCAGAGUAACUCCAGAUGGCAAACUACGACUUGAUCUGAGCAACGUAGGCAUCGCUACGUUUCCCAAAUGCCUUCUAAAGUUAAGAAACGUAGAAGAACUUGACCUGAGCCGCAACAAAUUGAAAAUAAUCCCAGAAUUCAUUGGCCAGCUGACUGGACUGCGUUGGUUAGACCUUCACAGCAACCAAAUUGAACAACUGCCCGAAAGCAUUGGACUCCUGGGAUCUCUGCUCUACCUCAACCUCUGUAACAACAAUCUGGACGGUUUAUCGCCUGACGUAGGAAGUUUGAGAAACCUCCAGGUUCUCAAUUUGGGAAUGAAUCGUCUAAACGCCCUGCCUCCCACUUUGGCCACACUGACAAACCUGACGGAGCUGGGACUUUUUGAUAACUUGUUCACACAGAUGCCAGAAUGCUUAAACGUGCUGCCUAACCUAACGAAGCUGAACACCAAACGCAACCCUGUUUCCUACACACAGCGAGACGGCAAAGAUCCUGAUUCUGUGAAGACAACAGGAAAUCUGUUUUUGUUGAGAGAAGGAGAUUUGUGCCACCCUUGUCUUGAGAGGUGCAGAAGGAAAAAGCUGCUUGAGAGGUCGCAAAGAAAGAGUAAUUUUUCAGGGCUGAUCUCGCCAAACUCAGUAGCUCGAGGUAAUCAAGAAAACUGGCGGCAGCAAACUACUAGCUCACCUCCAAGCUUUCAAAAAGGACAAGCCAGACCUGUCGGAGAUACCAACACAUUGUCUUUUUUGAAUAGCCUUAAUAUAUAAUGACACUAUACAUUAACCUUUAUUUCUCCUCCUGUACUAUUAGGAACUGAACUGCAGGUUUUGCAAAUACUGUUAGACCAUUUACGUAGAGAAUAAAUAAAAAUGUGUGUCAAAAAAAACUACAACAAAGUUAACUUCAACUAAGGCUAAAGUUAUGAAAUUAAAAAUAGUUUCACUGUGCCUCUCAAAUAUAUAGUUUCCUAUAGAAUUACAAAUGUACAAAUAUGUGAAUAUGUACAUUAACAACAAAUAUUUAAAUGUGUAUAUACAUUAUUCUCUAUCAACCAAGUGGUUCCUGGAUCUGUAAUCUUUAUAGUAUCAUUAAAAAUAUAUGUGUCAAAUGACUGUGUAUUUCUUACUGUAGGAAAACAACUUUGGUUUUAAAGCCGAUGGGAAACAAUCAAUAUUAAGUCCAUUCCCUCUUCAUCUUGUCAAAAAGUCAGGGGAACUAAACAUGAUAAAACUAAAUUGAGCAGAAAUUGAAAUGGUGAGUUAAGGAAUGAUAAUUUGAACCAAAACAACAUCUGAAAUAACGAAUAGGUAGUAAGCUUAUGGCACCCUUGCAGACAAUUAGCAACUAUAAAAUUGUGAGCUGUAUUGGCUGCUGAUGACUUUGAAAAGUUACUGAGGCCGUUUUAAUUGGUAGGAAGUGCUGAAGAUGCAGUAAUUGAAGUUUCAGUGUAGUGCCGGGAUAUUGUUUAGGGGAUUGAGAGUCUUCCUGUCAAUAGUUAACCGCAAACAUAAGAGAAUGUGUUUUCUGGAAACUUCGAAACCACAAAACUCUGUCUGUUUCAAUAUAAAAGCAUCACAGUCUCUCUAACUGAAAAGGCAGCUGUCUGCGAGAUCGGGCAGAUGCU